AUGGCCGCGGUGACCUUGUCCGUGCCUGGGCGGAAGGCGGCCCCCAGGCCCAGCCCCGUGCCAGAGGCCGCCCAGCCGUACCUGUUCACGCCCCGUGGGCCGGGCGUGGGUGGCGGGCCCGGGGGCGCGGGCACCUCGCCGCAGGUGGAGUGGACGGCGCGGCGCCUGGUGUGGGUGCCUUCGGAGCUGCACGGGUUCGAGGCGGCGGCGCUGCGGGACGAGGGCGAGGAGGAGGCGGAGGUGGAGCUGGCGGAGAGCGGGCGGCGGCUGCGGCUGCCGCGGGACCAGAUCCAGCGCAUGAACCCGCCCAAGUUCAGCAAGGCAGAGGACAUGGCCGAGCUCACGUGUCUCAACGAGGCCUCGGUGCUGCACAACCUCCGGGAGCGAUACUACUCGGGCCUCAUCUACGUGAGUGGCCUCCUGCGGGGAGGGCGGCGCAUUCCGCGGCCCGCCAGAGGGAGGGUAAAGGCCUGGCCGUCCAGCGCCACCCACGGGGGCACACAGCCUCUAGAGGCUUCCGCGUUCGUUAGGCCUGCCUCCCCCACCGGGCAGGGAGCCCCUUUAGGGCAGAGCCGCACGUCACCCAUCGUUCUGUCCUCCGAUGAGUAUGUCACCCUCACGGCCUGGGACCCAGCCCUGAGGCCUCCCUAUAACUGGCCAAAUCUUGUGUCUUUUCUAGGGGCAGGGCCUCCAGGGUUCAAACCCGACGUGAUCUCCCGUCUGGAGCGAGGGGAGGAGCCCAGUAUGGAGAAGAGAGAAGGCUGGCAAAUGGCCUGUCCAGACUUGGAGACGAGGUCUGCACCGACUCAGGAGACGCUUGUAAAAAAGAGCAUUUCUGCAGAGGCCGCUUCCCCAGUGGGAAAGACGGGGGGCGGUUUAAGGGCAGCGCCGGGAGAUGCCAGACUGGGGGGAUCCCGGGCGUGUGGCCUCCGGUCGGAGGACCGGGGAAGGCAGGAGAGGCAUUUGAGGUGCUUGUCGGCUACUCCCAAGGAAGCCGUCUGUGGGGAGAGAGGCCUCGGCGGUCACGACCUUGGGCGAAGCCUCAGGCGGGCCUCCGCCCGCGUCCGGAAGCAAAGAGGGCCGGGCGGGGAGAGAGCCCGGCAGAGGGACGGGCCGAGAAAGAGCCUGAAACGCCAAAGGACGUUGGUAGAGAGGAAGCCAUUCAGCUGCGCGGAAUGCGGGAAGGCCUUCGUUUACCACUCAGACUACAUCCUGCACCAGAGGAUUCACACCGGAGAGAAACCCUACAAGUGUGAGGAUUGCGGGAAGGCCUUCAGCAACAGCUCCUAUUUCAUCCAGCACCACGUCAUUCACACGGGAGAGAAGCCGUACGCGUGCGGCGAAUGCGGCAAGACCUUCACCCAGAGCUCCUCGCUCACCGAGCACCAGAGGAUCCACACGGGCGAGAGACCCUACAGAUGCAACCAGUGCGGGAAGGCCUUCACCCAGAGCUCCUCCCUCAUCAAACACCAGCGCUGCCACACGGGGGAGAAACCCUACAAAUGCAACCAGUGCGGCAAGUUCUACUCGCAGGUGUCCCACCUCACCCGCCACCAGAAAACCCACACGGGGGAGAAGCCCUACAAAUGCGGUGAGUGUGGCAAGGCCUUCUGUCACGCGUCCUCGUUGACCCAGCACCAGACCAUCCACACCGGAGAGAAGCCCUACAAAUGUAACGAGUGCGGGAAAACCUUCAGCCACAGCUCGUCCCUGUCCCAGCAUCAGCGCGUCCACACCGGCGAGAAGCCCUAUGAGUGUCACGCGUGUGGCAAAGCCUUCGGCCACAGCUCCUCCCUGACUCAGCAUCAGAGAAUUCACACCGGCGAGAAGCCCUAUGAGUGUCACGAGUGUGGGAAGGCGUACACGCAGAUUUCCCACCUCAUGAGGCACCAGAGCAUUCACGUGGGAGAAAAACCCUACGUAUGUGACGAGUGCGGGAAGGCUUUCAGUCACACCUCGUCCUUCACCCAGCACCAGACGAUUCACACCGGGGAGAAGCCCUACAAAUGUAACGACUGUGGGAAAACCUUCAGCCAGAACUCGUCGCUGACACGCCACCAGAGGAUUCACACCGGGGAGAAGCCGUACGAGUGCCGGGCGUGCGGGAAGGCCUACACCCAGAUUUCCCACCUCAUCCAACACCAGAGGAUUCACACCGGAGAGAAACCGUACGAGUGCGGGGAGUGCGGGAAAGCCUUCAGCCGCAGCACCCACCUUAUCGAGCAUCAGAAAAUCCACACGGGCGAGAAGCCCUAUAAGUGUGAAGAGUGUGGGAAAACGUUCGGUCACCACUCAUCCCUCACUCAGCACCAGAGGAUUCACACUGGCGAGAAACCCUACGCCUGUAAGGAAUGCGGCAAAGCCUUCAACCAGAGCAUCCACCUCAUUCAGCACCAGAGGAUUCACACCGGGGAGAAGCCCUAUGAGUGUAACAACUGUGGGAAAACCUAUACCCAGAUUUCACACCUGAUUCAACACCAGAAGGUUCACACGGGUGGCAGUCGCCACGUGCGUAAGGCACGCGGGGAGGACUUCAGCUGGAGUCCACGCCUGACUGAACACCGGAGACUCCACACCGUGCGCGACGCCUACGUCUGCGAUGGUUUGGAGAAAGCCUUGGCUUGGGGCACACAGCUUGCCGAUUGUCAGAGAGUGCCUGCUGGCCAGAGAGCCUGA
Molecule: messenger RNA, 2676 nt
Organism: Puma concolor (puma)
Lineage: Eukaryota; Metazoa; Chordata; Mammalia; Carnivora; Felidae
Source: RefSeq, a predicted model, not a curated record